AUGAGAUCACGAACUAGUUGUCAGCAGAGAAGAAGAAGCCGACAAGGAGUAGGCGCAUCAUCAUGCUCCUCGUCGGAUCAUCUGUUGUAUCGGCAUCAUCAGGAUAUCAUUCCUACGACAAUCAGGUCGUUUGAAUCUGCAUCAGAACUCAAGAUUCAAAGCAAACGACUCUCUCUUGGUAGCCAUUGUAGCAUUUCCACCUUGGGCGAUGGGCUUUCUCAUGAUCAUGAUGAUGCUCAUGAUCGUGGUCUGGUGCUGCUGCCGGAAUCACCAAUUCCUCCCAUUCAUCGCUGGAAGCAAAUUUUGGGAAAAGAUAACAGCGACCUGGAUCUCCCUCCCAUUGGACCAAAACGCUCUACUGGAAACUUGGAUGACUUUCAAGAGCAUGCCAGCAACAACGAAGCUAUCAGCAUGAAGAAUGGAAACCAGAAUAGAUCGAGACGACUAAGCUUGGACACGCCUCCUUGCAUUGCACUACGGAGGUCUUCCAAUCAUGUUCGUGCUGAUUUGAGCACGAAUGACGACGAUGAUGAUGCGAGUGACUACGGCUUUAGUAGUGACGAGGACGACAGCUCUGCAAUUUCACCUGGGGUUCCGCGUAUCUCCUCGGAUCGACCUCCCGAGUUGGCAAGGCGACUCAUGAGUCCAUUGCCAACGACGGAAGUCAAUGGAGUCAAUUUGAUGGCAUCUGAAAUCCGAUCAUUGGGUCUCGAGGCAGAGCUACUAUCGGAAACGCCACAAGGGAAUAAAGCACUGGCAAGCUAA
This is a messenger RNA of Cylindrotheca closterium, 765 nucleotides long. NCBI's taxonomy places the organism in Eukaryota, Bacillariophyta, Bacillariophyceae, Bacillariales, Bacillariaceae. The record is from the annotation of a GenBank genome assembly.